Molecule: messenger RNA, 375 nt
Organism: Phialemonium atrogriseum
Lineage: Eukaryota; Fungi; Ascomycota; Sordariomycetes; Cephalothecales; Cephalothecaceae
Exons: 2
Coding region: 1-375 (124 amino acids)
Biological process (GO): protein phosphorylation
Molecular function (GO): protein kinase activity; ATP binding
Source: RefSeq, a predicted model, not a curated record
AUGUCUCCGGUGACCGACUGCCACCUAGGCGCCUACCUCCGCAGCGAUUGCGGCACCAGGAUCCAUGGCGACAACGUGCUCUGGACAGAUUUUGGCAUCGCCCACGAGAUAGCCGGCGCCGACCCCACCUGCAGCCCAACCGCUCACGCCGACACGUACAGCGCACCCGAGGUCGCCGCCGCCAAACAGUCGUGGCAGGCGGUGGCGCGGACACUGCGAACCCUAGCCACCGACAUCUUCUCGCUAGGCUGCAUCUUUGCCGAGCUACUGACUGUUAUCUGCGGCAAGACACUAGCCGAUUUUGAGAAUCGCCGCCGCCAGGGCACCGGUAACAAGUGCUACCGCGACACCAACGGCAAAGCUGCCUCGGGCUAG